GUCUACUAUGUUUUCAUUCGAAUGUCAGUUAUCCAAAUGUACUGUCAUUGAUUUUUCAGGAAAAAAGAUACGUAAAUGUCCGCAAAAUGGAACUUGGUAUUUCCAAAAGAAUAUACUCAGGAAGAAUUGAUGUUGAAAUCUAAGUAUGAAAUGUUGCGAAAACUAAAGCAAUCUGUAAAUUCACGGAGGAAAACUAAACAGGAAAGUAUUAUUCCUCAAAGUGGAAUUAAUGAUAAAAAGAAGUACCUGGAGGCAUCUAAAACAGAGGCCGUUAAAAUUUUGAAGAAAAAGGGUGAACUACUUAACCUCAAGAAUAUUAAGCAUGAAGAGGGUAAGACUCAGAACUUUAAGAAACCUUCGUCUCAAAGUAAAGAAUUACAAAGCGGCUAUAAAAAAAGCGCUAAAGAUGGAUACAUACCCAACGCUAGCACGCAAGCAAGGUCUGUGAUAGUGAGAGGAGAGAAGAUAACGCCAAGUAUUUUGAGACAUUUUUUCGCCCGAAUUGGUACAAUACGGAAUUUGAGAAUCUCUGAGACGUUCAAUUCCGGAGUCGUGACGUUCGAAACUCCUGAAAGAGCUUGCAUGGCUUUUAGCAUGGAUGGGUUGAUGACUGAAAGUGGUCAGAGAUUGUGUGUAAGUAGCGCCAAGAAAAAGAACCAGUUUUGGGAGGAAAUUCUUGCUCAGGAUAAAAAAAUCUCCAACGAUCAAAUCUUGUCUCAAAAGAAAAAAACUGUGCAUGUUUCAUACAGUGGCAUAUUGUCUUUUAAAGAUCUUCGUCAGCUAUUUUGUACCACCGGGACAGUAAAAGCUGUUUACAUGCCAGAGAGAAAUGAAAGACAAUUCAGUGAGCAUACUAAAUCAUCUGGCUUUGUCACAUUUAUGCGUGAGGAAGAAGCUAUAAAAGCUGUUCAGCUUUUCAACGGAACUUUGUGGAAAGGCAUGCAUCUAACUGUAUCACCACAGAAAGUAUCUCGCGAUGAUACUUUGGAAGAUACAGUUGUUGCUCAAGAAGAUUGUACGCGUGAUUUAAUAGCUUUUAAUGAUUAUGUUUAAGAUUAACUCAUGAUGUUCGAGACUCCUUUCAUAUUGUGAUGUCCUGCUCAGAUGUUUCAUAACAUUUGUAAGAAUUUAUAAUUCCUGCAUCGACGUUAUAGUAAUAUGGCCAUUGCAGAAGCGAUGAUGUGCAGUUAUAUGAAUUGUUCCUUUUGUUGAUGAAAAUGUUUCUUUCGUUCUUUUGAAUGGAAAUGUUCCUUUGAAAAUGUUUUUUUGCAACGUCUCUAAUUCAUGAAAAAAUUGCACAUUCUGUUUUGAUCACUUUUGGUAAUAAGGUAAAAAAAACAUUGCUUCAACUCUGUAUAUUUCAGUGCUUCUUUAUUAUGAUUUUAUACAAUUUGCUUGCAUGCUCAGUUUCUUCAUAAAAUAGUAUUUUGUCACAUUGCAGAGGAGGUACUGUUAAGACAUUUUGAUGCUUCUUUGCAAUCAUUUCAUAACCUAAAAAUAAUUGUAACAUUUCCCUGCGAAGUUUUCAAUGAUAAGCCAGAAGCAGCAUUGUUUUUUAAUGCUUCUAUUCUUAUGGCUUCAUAUUAUUUAUUUGCAUACUCAAUUUUUUUUUAUAUGAUACAUAAAAUAGAAUUCAUUGAUGCAUUUGCGUAAAAUUCGGAGAGCUGACGGUUCAUCAAAAAAGAAAAAGAAGAAAAAGGAAAGACCUAGUUACUGGAAUUGUAAUAAACUUCUGCAAACUUGACGGUUAAUUUGUACCCUCAGCUACCAUUUUGAAAAGAAAAGCUCAGUGUAAUUAAAUA
This is a messenger RNA of Parasteatoda tepidariorum (common house spider), 1802 nucleotides long. RefSeq lists its product as uncharacterized. The record is from RefSeq and is a predicted model, not a curated record. NCBI's taxonomy places the organism in Eukaryota, Metazoa, Arthropoda, Arachnida, Araneae, Theridiidae. Gene Ontology annotation, molecular function: RNA binding. Gene Ontology annotation, biological process: negative regulation of transcription elongation by RNA polymerase II. Gene Ontology annotation, cellular component: NELF complex.